GUACAAAUAUAUGUUACAAAUUACAAUAAUUCGUCAAUAUCUAUAUAGAUACAGUGAAGGUGCCGCGGGUAUAUAAACUAUUCGCAAUGAGUUAUUCUAUACAAAUAAGCUUAUAUUUGGCACUUGCUUCGUGCGGUUAAUAAUGUUAAUAUAUCGCUUGAUAAGCACAAUGUCACGCAAAAUUUCAAAUUGACAUUUGGAAACAUCAAGUACAGAGCGGGGCGACGAAGCGCGACGCGUCGCUCCUAUUCACUGUCACGGCCUCAAAAAUCGAACACAUCCUAGUCCAGAUACUCCACAGUUUAGUUACUCCAGCUCUCCAGAUCCAGUCACUCGAGAUCCAGUACGAGCUGUGCGAAUGCUGGCGACUUAUAAUUAGUGAGCGCGAUCUGCACGGUUGACGUGACGUCUUUAACCUCCUCGAGUCGUGUUACGUCGGUGAUUAAUAGUGAUGGCGACGGCGAUGACGUUGAGCAACAUCGGGCAUUAACAACGGCUGACACCAAUGACAGCUAGGGGCGACGUUCGAUCGCGGUCUUUCUUGCAAUUGAAUUCACAACACGUUCGAUCGUCAGCGUCAACGUCGAUAUACCCAGAUAUACCCGCCGAUUCGACAAUCUCCCCUGGAUCCUCUUGGAACCUUCGACAUUCUCUACUGUGUGCUUUUGCAAAGCUACAUUCAUAGUCGUCCCAAAUGCAUAAUUAGGCGAGUUAGAAAGCGAGCAUGCCUCGUUGCAGUCGUUGCAGCGAAAAGUGCCUUCUGCACUUCGGAGCGCACACCAUGGAUGAUGUGGAUUGAGUAUCUGUUUCACUAUUGUGAUUAAGUGUUUGAUGAACAUCUAAAAUUGAUGAUAUCAAUGCAUCAAGGACUGGCAGCAAUAUGCGCAAGGAUCAUGAUAGCUGAAGACUCAACCUGAAAUACUAUACAUAUUUGAAAAAGGACCAAUAUAAAAGUGGCAAUAUGUUUGGUUGUCCUAGAGAGGCUGUACGUGUAAAAGUUAAGAAAUGCGAAACUAGACAUCAACCUGAAUAUCGCAAGUUCAGCGUGGAUCCUCAGAUAACAUCAAUAGAAGUGCUGCAAAGUAUUCUUAUAAAGGCUUUUGACAUAAAAGGGGAAUUCACCGUUUCGUAUCGAGCGAUUGAUGAUUAUGGAUCGGAGACGUAUCUCUUCCUACUCUCAGACUGGGACUUGGAUGCCGCGUUUAUCAGUGCGUCGGAGCCAUACCUAUAUCUGCAGGUGAACUUGAAACCGUUCGGUGAAACUGGAGACUGUGAGUGCUACUGGGAGCAAAAUGCGCAGGAAGUUUUGACACGUCAGCAGGAGACUGGGUUUCCUUACAGGACGCCCAAGUUGCCCGGGCUUAUAAUGAAUAAAUUAUCAGGUGUAUCCAAUUUCGCGUUUAAUAUUUCGUCACAGAUGGAAAGGACGCUGAAUAUGGUGCAACGUGCAUUGGGCAACUUGGGCGACGAAUCGUCUCAUCAGCAGAAUGUUCAGCCUCCAAGACCACCUCUGACGGACGCUGAGUUUCGUCGAUUUCUGGAUCCGAUCGGACAAGUGGUACAUUCCAAGGAAUUAAGGGCAGUCAUUUAUUUUGGCGGGAUCGAGCCUAGUUUGCGCAAGGUAGUUUGGAAACAUAUUUUAAAUGUGUAUCCAGAGGGGAUGUCGGGUCGCGAACGAAUGGAUUACAUGAAGAAAAAAGCGCAGGAAUAUCAGAAUCUGCGCGAACGGUGGCGAGUACUAGUGCAAAAGGGACAGAACGUCGGCGAUCUUGGCUACGUCACUGGUAUGGUGAGGAAGGACGUCCUCAGAACGGACAGGCAUCACAAGUUUUACGGUGGUUCGGACGACAAUCAAAACACAGCGAGUCUUUUCAACAUUUUGACGACGUAUGCCUUAAAUCAUCCGAGUGUAAGUUACUGCCAGGGUAUGAGCGACUUGGCUUCGCCCCUUCUCGUCACGAUGCGGGAUGAAGCGCAAGCCUACAUCUGCCUUUGCGCCCUCAUGAGAAGAUUGAAGGAUAAUUUCAUGCUCGAUGGCAUCGCCAUGACUACCAAAUUUGCUCAUCUCGCAGAAGGUCUUCAACAUUAUGAUCCCGAUUUUUAUGCGUAUUUGAAGUCGCAUCAAGCGGAUGAUCUACUCUUUUGCUAUCGUUGGCUGUUGCUAGAAAUGAAACGCGAGUUUGCGCUGGACGACGCGCUUAGGAUGCUCGAGGUUUUGUGGGCGGCUCUACCAGCGUCACCACCGAUCGGCGAACUGAGUCUUGCCGAGGUGCCUUUUCCGCCAGCGUCGCCGCCGCCGAGUCCGAACGUGAAGCAUAUCCGCGAGAACGCGUAUACCAAGGUUUGCGCUAUUAGACGACAAAGUUCUUCGGCCAGUAUCGCCGCUGUUAGACGAAAAGCCUUCAGCACCGAGGAAUCGACUCUGCAAUCAUCUACUGAGGUUAACGGAGAAACGAAAAGAUCCAAUUCACCGUAUGAAGCAUUCUCCGAUUCAGAGAAUGAUUUAACCAACACAAAAAACAGAAGAAAUAACGAGUCGACAGAAAAGUGCCUAAGUACGGAUUCUCUUCCUGUUAAAUCGAAACGCGCAAAUCUUCUAGAACUGAAAGAGAAACUGUCUGUCCCCAGUAAAGAGCAGACUAAAAAUAGCGAACAGAAUGACAGCUCUGGUGAAAAGAAAUGUGCGCGAGUGGUCAAGAAUUUGAAUGAGUUCUUGAACUUUACUAGUCUCAAUCGUAGUAAAGUCACGCCAAGCGACGCCGAACCUGAGCUCAGACGUGUCUCGAGCGAAAGCGGCGUCAUCAGAGUGUUGAGAGACGAACCGAGCUCGCCAGACGAUCCCACGGAUUUUUUCCCAAUGACCACCUCAAUGACUAGAGAAUUAAGAUUGGAAUUGGAAUCGUUGGAUCGACAAGUGUUUGGGCCUUCGCCACCUAGUGAGUUGCAAUGCGAUUGCGUGCUCUCAAAAAGAGAAAGUGAUUUACCGGAGAGCGAGACGGAGACGGAAUUGGCGAGAUGUAGUCCAGCGGCAGACGUGUUUGUAUGGGAAAAUCCUUUACACACGUUACAACAGAAGCAUCACCCCGCGACUCCGGACGAACAGGCGGAAUUGGAAUACGAUGGUGAAAUUUUGGAAGAUCAAAAUGGUGUGAAAUCCGUCACGCCGAUCAGGUUGCUCAAACGUACCACUAGAUCUGAGUCGGCGUCAGACAGCGAAGAAACCGAAAGUUGGCAUCAGAAUCCACCUGUACCAGAGAGUCCGACAAAGCAACAGCAGCAGCUGCAGCAGCAACAACAGCAACAACAACAACAACAACAACAACAACAACUGCAACAACAACAACAAGAGCAAUGCGAAGAAGUGACAGAGCUGACUAAUCUCAUACCCGCGGGAACGAGCGAAGACCAACUGGGCGAAAACUCGUUGCCGCCACCGCACGAAUUCGGCGGCGGUAAUCCCUUUCUAAUGUUCCUGUGCGUCACUCUUCUGUUGCAACAUCGGGAUUUUGUUAUGCGCAAUCAAAUGGAUUAUAACGAAAUGGCGAUGCAUUUCGACAAGAUGGUUCGCCGCCACAAUGUGAUCCGUGUACUUAAUCAGGCACGUCAACUAUUUGCCGGGUAUCUCAGAAGACAUUCCAUCGCUUCGUCCUCCUCCUCGACCGGUUCGACUUCCGCCAGCAAGCCAGAUUCAAGUGUAAACGUGUAAUUCUUUUCCAGUCAACUGUUUUAAAAAACGUCAAGUUAUAAUCUGAAUUAUUUCUGAAUUAUUUCUUUCGCAAUGAACAGAAUUCAAACGGCACAUAUCACGAAAAUUAUGUUGCCGACUUGUGAGAUUCGGAAGCUUAAGAGGACUCAAAGUAAUUUCACGGUGCUCUUCCACUCACAACAUCAUAUGUGGGACUUUUAUGACACGCUGUGGUAUCGUUUGCACUGUUCGCGUGAGGGGUGUGUUUCUGAUUAACCAUUUUUUCCUUUAUAUUCCCCUUUUCUUUUUCACAUAUACAGAUAAGACUUUAUUCUUAAAUAAUUGAAUAAGGAUCAUCCGUUGUAAAACAUUAAAAAUACCUAAAUUCGAACGUGACAACGAAUAAGCGACCGAUAACGCGAAAGCAAUACAAUGCAACGUACAAUUAUAAUAGAAAGUUCUUUUUUUUUUUGUAAGAACAAUCUUUAUAGUUAAGUCAAAUGAAGAAGGAAAGACGGUUGGUCAGAGACAGCACUAUUUAGGCCGUACUUAUUAGCAGUUAAGAUGAAUGGAUUUGAUUGGGAGAGUUCGGGAUACAACGAUCGGAAGCGCUUUAGUUAAUUCGCGAACGACAUGCAUAGCCACAUUCGCUCACGCACAUUAUCAUUCCACCGCGACAUAAUGCACCCUAUCAUCCGCACGCGUCGAUGAAUCCUCUUUCGCUGUACCUCGAGAUAGAAUUAAGUCCUUGACUUAACGCAUUCAGGCGACGACUGUGUCGUUUUCGAAUGUGUUAAAUUUGUAAAGUAAAACAUCUAUACUUAUCCUAACAGCUGAGUCUUACUUUGUUUUCAAACAGUAUGUUUGGGAAACGACAAUAAAGUGCAUUUAAUUUUAUCGCUGAUAA
This is a messenger RNA of Wasmannia auropunctata (little fire ant), 4592 nucleotides long. RefSeq names its product TBC1 domain family member 25. Bases 962 to 3706 code for a protein of 914 amino acids. Gene Ontology annotation, molecular function: GTPase activator activity. Gene Ontology annotation, biological process: activation of GTPase activity; regulation of autophagosome maturation. The transcript is spliced from 10 exons. The record is from RefSeq and is a predicted model, not a curated record. NCBI's taxonomy places the organism in Eukaryota, Metazoa, Arthropoda, Insecta, Hymenoptera, Formicidae. Gene Ontology annotation, cellular component: autophagosome.